Zophobas morio is the source of this 2122-nucleotide messenger RNA. RefSeq lists its product as uncharacterized. Gene Ontology annotation, cellular component: membrane; cell-cell junction. Lineage: Eukaryota; Metazoa; Arthropoda; Insecta; Coleoptera; Tenebrionidae. The coding region runs from base 197 to 808 and encodes 203 amino acids. Gene Ontology annotation, biological process: cell-cell adhesion. The transcript has 5 exons. The record is from RefSeq and is a predicted model, not a curated record.
CGGUAUUUACCGUUGACAGUGACCAUAUUUGUGUUUACGGCACAUUUUCUUCGGUCCAGAUUCAUCAUCAGCCUCCGCCAUGUUUCGAAAACAACAAACAUGGACGUAAAAGUAGUGCAUGUGCGCCCCUUCUGAGUGCAACAGCCGAUAUCUUAUCAGUGCGUGUUUUUAUUGAUCAUUGAUAACGAUAAGUGAAAUGGCUCCGACGACCACAAUUGAGACUGUUACGAUCACAAGACCAUUAAAGGUGAUAGCGUUCAUAUGUGGACUCAUAGUUAUAAUAUUAAUGAUAAUGGGUCUGGCCUCGACGGACUGGCUGAUGGCAGCCGGUUGGCGCCAGGGCCUUUUCAUGCACUGCAUAGAAGAAGACGCCCCCCAGCCGCUCCCCUUCAACAUGCAAGAGCCCCCUGGAUGCUACCAAUCACGGGAUGCAGCCUAUAUCCGGGCCGCCGCCACCCUCUGCGUCAUCACGCUGCUCACCGAUUUGGUGGCCACCAUCCUCACGGGCUUGGGGUUGAAAACCAAAGACCACCACUCCAAAUACAAGUACUACCGAUUCGCUGUGAUAGUCAUGGGGUUUGCCCUUGUCUCAAUCCUCAUAGCCCUGAUCAUCUACCCGGUGUGUUUCGCCGCCGAGCUGAACCUCGGCAAUAGGACAAUAUGGGAGUUCGGUUGGGCGUACGGAGUGGGCUGGGGCGCCGCCAUCUUCCUCUUCGGCGGCGUGGUGCUCCUCAUGUGCGACAAAGAAAGCGAAGAGAUCUACUAUAAGGAACGAAAAAUCGUGCACGAUAACGAUUCGAGGGCCUAGUGGCCACAUAGUCUGCCCGAUGUUGUUCUCUGAUCGUAAGAGGUCACCCUCUCUCAGAGAACGCGGCGUGAACGAGAGAUACGUGUGAAUGGGUCGCUUGCCUGACACUGGAUGUACACCUGGUCAGUUUGAUUACGACAAAAUCGCGAUUUUCGUCUUUCGUUCCAGUCUACACGUAGACCCGUUUUCGUCCGGAACUUCGCCGUCAAACUGAUUAGUGGAUUACCGUUUUUUAUGAUUUGUUUGAUUUGCUUGCCUGGUCAUCACCAGUCAGCCAGUUUUGUAGUUGUUACCAUUUUACGGCGCUGAUUGGUUUGAUCGUUCGGCUCGAUCUUUAAGUUUUGUUUUCGGUGUCGCGCGUGAUCGGUCGAACGAUCGGAUGGAUUAGUGCAGGAUGCGUGAUUAGAGCGACUGAGAGACAACCCGGGCAGGCUAGAUGUAUGGAACACAAAGACUUGAACCAACUUUUAAAAUGAACUGCGUGACAUGUGCACGACUGACUGUUGUCCGUUCGAGCGAAUAGUGGACAUGUCGGGGCAGUUCGUAGUGAUGUCAAUAUAGGUAUAGUUAUUUCCUCGAUCGAUGGCAGCUAUUUUUUUUUUCGACGAAUUUUUCGAAGGGGCAUUAUUUUGCGUUGGUUUGUUGUAUGAAACGAAAUUCGUGCAGCUGCGCUUACAUGACCAAUACGUAGUUUAUUUCGGUUCAGUUGUGUGAUGUUAGGGUACAUUGGAAAACAAGCAUAUCGAUUUUUAAAAAUUUAAAGUGAACAAAUUUUGCGUACGUUAUUUUUUUUGUAUAGUUAGGGUAAUUUGAUAAUACUGGACCAAUGUUAUUUUGCUUUAAAACAACUGCCAGAUUUUUUGUGGCCACAAGCAUUCAUUCAAAACAAAACCUUCUCAUUUUCUGUAAUUAUAGUUCGUAAGUUUUUUGAUAAUUAAGUAAUUUUUUAUUUAUUAUAUUGUAAAUAAUGAUAUUGUCACAUAAGAAGCAUGGUAUAAACUGUAGUGUUGUGAUAUAUAGCUUGUGUAUAUAAUAGAUGUGAGAGCCAUAUAUCUUGGUAGAAAAUGCAACUUAUAAGUACAUACUUACUUACAACUUAUAUUUUCUACUGUUAAUUUCAUUCCAUUAUUAUAAAAUGUGUAAAUUACUGUUAACAGUUGUAUAAAAAUAAUAAAAAUUUAAUUCUCUUUAUGUAAGGGUAGUUGAUCUCAACUGGAGGUGUGUUCCAGGGCGGGAAAUUCGUUACAUCGUGUAUUUCAUAAAAGCACUUGUACCUAUCUUCUGUCAAAAAAAAAUAAAUUAUUUGUAUUAUAA